Laccaria bicolor S238N-H82 is the source of this 1092-nucleotide messenger RNA. RefSeq lists its product as uncharacterized. NCBI's taxonomy places the organism in Eukaryota, Fungi, Basidiomycota, Agaricomycetes, Agaricales, Hydnangiaceae. Bases 1 to 1092 code for a protein of 363 amino acids. The record is from RefSeq and is a predicted model, not a curated record. The transcript has 6 exons.
AUGAACAACAAUCUCGUCGUCACCUCCAUUCGUCUUACACCUUCUAAACUCCACGAGGUCAGGCUUACAGGAGAGGAGAGAUCGAAUGUUCCCGCGAGUUUUCAUGGGCAGUUAGCCGACUCAGUCGCCGUUAUCUGUCGCACUGUCGCCGUUGAACAGACCGGAGCAGGCCGAAGAUUUUUAUCUAGUUACAUCUUGACCCAGCUUGCUGCACACUUCAGUUCUACUGAUGGGGACAAGAUACAAAUCAUUCCCUUUGAUGAGUCUGACGUCAUUGACAUGGGUCCGAUUGUGGACUUUGUAGUCUCCAAAGGUGGAACGCCAAUUGGAAGGCAUUUAGUUAAGAUGCCUAUGAUUUUCGCGACAAACAUAGACGACAUGGCCAGCCAUCAGUUUUGCGCGAUUUUCCAAACUGACCAUCUAACCCUGACUUUGGCCUUAAUCAACCAGUAUGUACCACUUCUCGAAAAGUUUUGCCGUCGUCCUAGCGGCUUGAAUGCCCUCCGAGGGUGUGUUACCAACGGCUUCGACUGGAAGUUCUUCGUUUUCCGAGUCCAGAAUGACAAGGGAAAAACGGGGGAGCUUUUGCUCUUUGAUACUAUAAUUCCUUACACCGACCUUCCGCUGCUGAUGGGCGUCCUUAAUGAUUGGGUGAGAAAUUGCAGGGAUGAAAACCUGCAGUUUUGUGAGCUCGUGACUGACGACCAGACAGAAGAAAUGACGCAGAAUGAAAAGGAAAACAUUUUCCCUCAGGAUGCAGUUUCCGACGCAGGGGAAUUGGGCCAACAAGCGGACGAAAUUCUUCCAAAGCCGAUUUUGGAGUACUCAGAAGUUUCUUGUCCUGACUUUUCUCAGGAAAACAUUUUCCCUCAGGAUGCGGUUCCCGACGCAGGGAAACUGGGCCAACAAGCAGACAAAAUUCUUCCAAGGCCAAAGAGGAAAUGGCGGAAAGCAAAGAAAAAGCAGGUUUCAACCCAAAUUGACAGUCAAAGCCUGAUGGUCGUAGAAGGUGAUGACUCAGAAAAGGUAACAGAAAGUUACUUGGAGGUUAGGACUCUUUGUGUUCUGUUCUGUUGUACUAAAAGCCCUUGA